AAAGGGCGGGGGGGACGCCGGACGUGCGCGAGGAUGGCGAGCCGGCCGAUCAGCGAGAUGGGACUGCCUAAAUCGAUCGCCAACGUCUUCGCUGCUCGCAGCAUCAAGACCGCCAAGGAUGCAUUGUCUUUAACGGAAUUCGAUCUGAUGGAGUUGGCGGACAUGGGGUUGGCAGAAGUGACAUCGGCACUGGCGCACAUUAGCGAGAGGGUGUCUCCCCCGUAUCAAACCGCGCUGUCGCUUUUAGAACAACGUAUUCAAAAUGAGCAAUUGGCAGGUCAUCUCCCAACAGGGCUCAAAGGUUUGGAUGAAGCCUUAUUCGGUGGGAUUCCCUUUGGAGUUAUAACGGAGUUGGUCGGUCCUGCUGGAAUUGGCAAAACUCAAUUUUGCCUGAAGCUCUCAUUAUUGGCAUCUCUGCCAACGCGUCAUGGAGGUUUAGAUGCCCAAGUUAUAUACAUUGACGUGGAGUCCAAAUUUAGUUCAAAAAGGCUGAUAGAAAUUGGUGCACAAAGUUUUCCUGAGAUUUUUUAUACGAGAGGAAUGGCACAGGAGCAGAUGGCUGGUCGGAUUCUUGUCUUGCGGCCAGCAUCCCUUGCCGAAUUUACUGAAAGUCUUCAGCAAAUUAAACUUUUGCUGCUGGAGCGCCGUGUGAAGCUGCUAGUAAUUGACAGCAUGGCAGCUCUCACUUCAGGGGAAUUCGAGCAUGGAGCUUCCAAGAUAAACCCAUUGGGAUGGCAUAUAUCUUUUCUUAAGUCAGUUGGUGAAUUGUCAAGAAUUCCAAUUGUAGUUACAAACCAAGUCAGAUCUCAAAGCAGUGAUGACACAUGGCGCUAUAAUUUCCAAGUGGGGACAAGACACCGAGAUUUAGAGGACACUUCCAAGUAUGAUUCCCAAUUAAUUGCUGCUUUGGGUAUUCAUUGGGCACAUGCUGUGACUAUACGUCUCAUACUUGAAACAAUAUCAGGUGAAAGGUUUAUAAAGGUGGCUAAAUCUCCUAUGUCCCCAGCGUUGGCUUUCCCUUUUAGCAUAACUUCAUCUGGGAUCUCAUUGCUGAAUGAUGAUGGAAUAGAAGUGGUGGGGCAAGAGAUAAGCACAAUACAUUGCGAUGGCCACAGUGAGAUUAUCCAUUCCGAUACUCUGCAGUUUCACAGACAGUGAUGGAUGUACAAUUGGAAGCUGAUGAUCAGUCUGCAGUCUGCAGGCAUGUCUAACAAAAAGAUGUCUGUACUCUCUGCCAUAGUGUUGGCGUGAUUUGCCAUCCAUGUAGACUUAACAGCUGUAUAAAACCAAUUAUAUCUGCAAGCAGCAUUUUUUCCCAUCUCCUUACUAUCCCUAUUUACCUGAAUCUAAGUUUAAGGGAACAGCAUGACAAAGAAAAUCACCUCUCAUGCAGAGGCAUAUUUGCUAACUCUGGUAAAUUGUGUUCCUGACAAACAAGCUAUAGAUUAGCUUGGAAAGGACUCUGGUUUUCCUAGCUAUGAAGCAUUAUCAUGUUUCGAUUUAUAAUAUGUACGUCUUUGGUAGUAACUGGAAACUUGUUAUCCUUAA
This is a messenger RNA of Eucalyptus grandis, 1548 nucleotides long. RefSeq names its product DNA repair protein RAD51 homolog 2. The record is from RefSeq and is a predicted model, not a curated record. Bases 34 to 1158 code for a protein of 374 amino acids. Lineage: Eukaryota; Viridiplantae; Streptophyta; Magnoliopsida; Myrtales; Myrtaceae. Gene Ontology annotation, biological process: double-strand break repair via homologous recombination. The transcript is spliced from 12 exons. Gene Ontology annotation, cellular component: replication fork; Rad51B-Rad51C-Rad51D-XRCC2 complex. Gene Ontology annotation, molecular function: ATP hydrolysis activity; four-way junction DNA binding; ATP-dependent DNA damage sensor activity.